GGUUUUCUUCGGUCGGACGACAUAAUUCAGUGAUCAUUCUCAUCCAAGCGUUUGCACAAUCCUUGUGUUUGAACGUGUAGUGUUUUAUUUUUGUUAAGUCGGUAUCUAAUUUUUAGUAUCCACGUUAAACUUAUUUAUGUUGAUCUACAUAAUACAAAAUUAACUACUAGGCUGGCGAACCACUUGGAAAAUGAGUUCGAAAAGUGGUUCAUCUUCUUACACCGUACCGUCAGAACCGAUAAAAUUUCUAUUCGAGUUAACGAUAUUUUUCAUUUUAUUGGUACCUUCGAUUGUGUGGGCCGGCGUUAAGAACAUCAUUCCAGCCAAACAAAAAAGCGCCAAAGGCCAUGUUAUAGUGAUCACAGGAGCGGCCAGAGGUCUGGGCCGUGAGCUCGCUUUGCAGUUUCACAAAUUGGGUGCAAAAAUAGCCUGUGUUGACGUUGACGAAGCGGGAAAUAUCGAAACGGCCAAACUUAUCACAGAACAAAACGGGAUAGCCAAAAGCUACAAAGUCGACGUGUCCAACAGGGAACAGAUCAAGAAGAUGCACGAGUCCGUGCAAACCGAUCUAGGACCUGUAGACAUGGUGAUCAACAACGCCGGAUUGGUGUGGGGUCAUUCGUACAUUAACCCGGAAAAAGAUCAAUUUAUUACUGACUUAAUCAACGUGAAUCUAUUGGGACAAUUUUGGAUGAACAGAGAAAUACUUCCAUCCAUGUUAAAAAGAAACAGCGGACACAUCGUGGCAAUGUCUUCGCUUUCCUCGAUGGACGGUGUACCGGGAAUUUCAUCGUACACAGCCUCUAAAUGGGGUGUCAAUGGCAGUAUGGAAUGUUUAGACAAUGAAUUAAGAAGAUUAAACUCAGCAGUUGUGACUUCAACGGUACUGCCAUAUUUCGUCGAGACUAAUCCAAAAGUCACUGAAAAAUUGGAUCUUAGAUUUCCCGAAAUUCCAACGAAAAUAGCGUGUAAAUUGAUAAUAAACGGCAUACUCGAAAACCGUAGAAUAUUUUCUGUGCCCGGACACCUCUACUCCACAAUGGCUUUUGCGAGAUUACUACCGGAUAACAUGUACAGACUCUUCAAAAAAAUCACAUUCGUAAACGUACUGCCAGAUCCAAAAGAUCAAGAAAUUCUAGAUACGUAUCAAAUAAGAUGAUACGUUUGUCUCUAACCGUAUUGUCGUUAAAAUGAAUUUAAAGAAAACGUCAUAAUAUACAUUGUUUGAUGGGUUAUUUAAUUGUGUUGUGUAAUAAAUUAUUAACUUAUAAUGUUUAA
Molecule: messenger RNA, 1278 nt
Organism: Adelges cooleyi (spruce gall adelgid)
Lineage: Eukaryota; Metazoa; Arthropoda; Insecta; Hemiptera; Adelgidae
Product: 17-beta-hydroxysteroid dehydrogenase 13-like
Exons: 6
Coding region: 191-1159 (322 amino acids)
Cellular component (GO): lipid droplet
Molecular function (GO): oxidoreductase activity, acting on the CH-OH group of donors, NAD or NADP as acceptor
Source: RefSeq, a predicted model, not a curated record